Messenger RNA from Radiomyces spectabilis, 939 nucleotides. RefSeq names its product ribonuclease III domain-containing protein. Gene Ontology annotation, biological process: primary miRNA processing; rRNA processing; regulation of gene expression. The transcript has 5 exons. The record is from RefSeq and is a predicted model, not a curated record. Bases 1 to 939 code for a protein of 312 amino acids. Gene Ontology annotation, molecular function: double-stranded RNA binding; ribonuclease III activity. Gene Ontology annotation, cellular component: nucleus. Lineage: Eukaryota; Fungi; Mucoromycota; Mucoromycetes; Mucorales; Radiomycetaceae.
AUGUUUUCGACAGCACAGGCAUUGACGACGGGACGAUUGGCUGUGAAUGCUGUACGAGUGCCUCGCAUGGCGGCAGCUUUCUUGCAUGCUAAUUCGGUCGUCCGUAGUGAAGCCACAUUCCAAGCGGAUGCUGCUGAAUUGACAGAUAAACAAAAAGACGCUGCAUUGGCUGCCUUUGGAGCUCGCUUGGGCCUUCAGAAUCUCGAUUCACAUGUAUUGGAAAAAGCGGUGACCCAUGCUUCUGCCAGUCAGGAAAACAACGCCGUCUUCACCGCUCUCGGCAAACGUGUUUCUUCCUUGUAUACUCUUGAGUAUUUGCACUGCAGAUAUCCCUGGAUCCCUACCAAGACUCUUGACAACGUGGUAGGCGCCUAUGUCGGCAACAAAUUCUUUUCCCGUUUGGGUAAGCAUAUGGGAUUGCAGCAUGUUAUGCGUUGGCAACCGACACAGGGAGUUGAGGGAAUCGAGGAUAAACCGUUGGUUCAUGAAGUGGCUCUCAGUGACUGCAUGAACGCCUUGAUUGGUGUCAUAUACGAAAAACAGGGCGAAGAUGCAGCAAAAAAAUUCAUCCACGCACAUAUCUUAUCCGCCGAUACAAUCGUGAAAGAUAUCGUACGAGAAACAUGGAAGAACAACCCCAAACGCCAUUUAUCCGCACUGUUACGCAAGGUUCAUAAAGAAUCGCCUAUUUCUCGUUUGGUCUCGGAAACAGGUCGCCAUUCCAGUGCACCAGUAUAUGUUGUUGGUGUGUUCUCAGGGGAAGAAAAGUUGGGUGAAGGAUUUGGCUCUUCAUUACAAAUGGCUGAGCAUCGAGCUUGUAUUGACGCACUGCAAACUCAUUACUGCAGAGAAGAAAAGACAUUUACAUUGCCUUCGGAUGCAGACAAGGUCGACCACUACAAACCGCCUGUCCUUGGCGACAGUCAAGCACAAAUUUAG